Molecule: messenger RNA, 1809 nt
Organism: Temnothorax curvispinosus
Lineage: Eukaryota; Metazoa; Arthropoda; Insecta; Hymenoptera; Formicidae
Exons: 1
Coding region: 1-1809 (602 amino acids)
Source: RefSeq, a predicted model, not a curated record
AUGUUUAAAGUGCAGUUAAAAUUUCGUCAAACUGAAGUCAGCCGUCACAUCUAUGUCGCUCGCGAUAUAGAUCAGUGCUUGUUGGGCCGAAGAGAAUGCGUCUCUUUAAGGUUAAUUGCGCGAUGCAGGCAAGUUGCUGUCGCGAUCGACCCCUUCAUAGAGUUCCCAUCGUUGUUUACCGGGCUAGGGCUUUUAGCUACGCCUUAUAAUAUUAAGUUAAAGCCGGACGCUAAGCCUUAUUGUUUGAAUCAGCCUCGUCGUGUACCCUUACCUUUGAUGUCUAAAUUGAAGCAGAAACUCGACGAAAUGCUUAAGUUAGGCGUGAUUAAGCCCGUGGAUGUGCCGACAGAAUGGUGCAGCGGAAUAGUCCUUGUCAAGAAACGCGAUACCGACGAUAUUCGUGUGUGCGUGGACCUAACCUUCUUAAAUCGCGCCCUGGCUCGGGAAAAUCAUCCUAUGCCAGUCGUAGAGCAUACCUUUGGUCAGAUGCCGGGCGCUAAAUAUUUUUCGAAGCUCGAUUGCGUUAGCGGGUUCUGGCAGGUGCCGUUAUCGGAAGAGUCUCAAUUGUUGACAACAUUCAUUACUCCGUUUGGAAGAUUCUGUUUCUUACGUGUACCGUUUGGAAUUUCUUCAGCGCCGGAACAUUAUCAGAAGAGAAUUUCAAGAAUCUUGGAGGGCUUGGAAGGAGUGGCUAAUCAUCUCGAUGACGUCAUAGUUUGGGGCAGAACUCGUGCCGAACAUGAUGCUCGUCUCCGUCAAGUGCUUAAAAGACUUGAGGUAAAUAACGUGACUCUGAAUAACGCAAAAUGUGUUUUUGGUGUUCAGGAGACUAAAUUUUUGGGACACGUAAUUAGUGCUAGCGGGAUUUCAAUAGAUCCGAGCAAAAUCGACGCUAUUACAAAGUUAGAAUCUCCAAAGUGUGUGUCCGAGUGGCAAAGACGUCAUAGGCAGGCUUUUUCGGAGAUUAUCCAAAAGUUAACGUCAGCACCCUGCCUUGCUAUUUUUGACUCAUCACGUCCAAUUGUAUUAACAGCAGAUUCAUCUUCUUAUGGACUAGGCGCAAUCCUACGUAUUCAAGAAACAUGUGGAGCCUGGAGACCAGUGGCAUUCGCUUCUAGAACCCUGAGUGAUUCGGAAAAACGUUAUGCGCAAAUUGAGAAGGAGGCCCUGGCGUUGACUUGGGCUUGCGAAAGAUUUCAUGAAUUUAUUUAUGGCGUACAUUUUAGUUUAGAAACUGAUCAUAAACCUUUAAUUCCUUUGCUCCAGGAGAAAAACCUCGAUGAAUUAAGUUCUCGUCUGCAACGCUUUAGAAUGAGACUGAUGCAUUAUGAUUUUGAGGUGUUUCACUCUCCAGGAAAGGAAAUAAUAGCGGCUGAUUAUUUGAGUCGCGCGCCAGUGAAGAUUAACCUCGUUCAAGCUUCAGACUUAGAAGAAGAAGUUGAAGCUCAUGUGAGUAUGGCUGUACAACACUGCGGCUUGUCGGAUCUGAUUGUGGCUAAAUUAUUACUAGGUCAACAGAACGACAUGGUAUGUCAGAAACUGAAAUCUCUUAUCGUCUCGGGAUGGAGUAAUAAGGAGAAAUUGGAGGCAAAUAUCAAACCGUAUUUUCAGUAUAAAGAUAAUCUAUCCAUUAAUGAGGGAUUAAUUAUGUUCGGACCUCGAGUGCUAGUGCCGGCUAAUCUAAGAAAGGAGGCUUUAGAAGCGCUUCAUUUGGACCACCAAGGUAUUGUCAAGUGUCGUGAACGCGCGAAAUCUAGCUUGUGGUGGCCAGGCAUUUCAAAUGACAUUAAGGGGAUGCUGGAGCCGUAG